Colletotrichum abscissum is the source of this 258-nucleotide messenger RNA. RefSeq lists its product as uncharacterized. NCBI's taxonomy places the organism in Eukaryota, Fungi, Ascomycota, Sordariomycetes, Glomerellales, Glomerellaceae. The record is from RefSeq and is a predicted model, not a curated record. The transcript has a single exon. Bases 1 to 258 code for a protein of 85 amino acids.
AUGUCUACCACCCAGCAGCCUCCGAUUAAGUGUUGCUAUCAAUCCGGCUGCUACUGGGAUCAGAAGUCAGACACCGAUACCCAUCGUACGCACAUGCAGAAGCAUGGUGAAGGGGACUUGGUCGAACACUGCAACAUCGUCAUGAAGAGUGGGAUCGACAUCGAGAUUCAUAAGAAGAACUGUUGCAUCUAUAAAGCUGCCAUGGCUCUUGAGAGACAGAAGAAGGCUACCAAGUCCGCGCCUGUGAAGUCUAAAUAG